This is a messenger RNA of Sparassis crispa, 2169 nucleotides long. RefSeq names its product Aspartate--tRNA ligase, mitochondrial. Gene Ontology annotation, molecular function: ATP binding; aspartate-tRNA ligase activity; nucleic acid binding. Lineage: Eukaryota; Fungi; Basidiomycota; Agaricomycetes; Polyporales; Sparassidaceae. Gene Ontology annotation, biological process: aspartyl-tRNA aminoacylation. The record is from RefSeq and is a predicted model, not a curated record. Gene Ontology annotation, cellular component: mitochondrion; cytoplasm. Bases 1 to 2169 code for a protein of 722 amino acids. The transcript has 12 exons.
AUGCAUCGCGUUGCGACUAGAAUUCACCGUUACCCGCUUACGCGCAAUCAAUGGACACGUAUGAAUAUCUUCGAGGUCGUGCCAAGCUGUCGCCGUAAAAUUUUUAACAGCGCAGUCUCCUCGGACAAUAUUUUUCAUAGCUCUGGGACCCAGGAGAAUGGGCAGACUGGGGCUCAGAAGGCGCAUUGUGCACCUUUCCCCAGCCGCACCCACACAUGUGGGGCGUUGAGCUCGACUGACGCAGAGUCUAGGGUAGUCCUUACAGGUUGGCUCUUGCCAGAACGAAAAUUGAACAAAACCCUCUCCUUCUUCUCUAUUAAAGACUCAUACGGCUCCACGCAGCUGGUGGUAUCGGCGAAUGCGGGAGAGUAUGUCCUCCAGACCAUGCGUGACAUCCCGAUAGAGUCUACUGUCCUUGUAGAAGGAACAGUUCGAAUGAGACCCCAAGGACAGAGGAGAGCACUCCCUGCAGGGGAUGUAGAAGUUGUCGUUGAUCGCUUCAAAUUGUUGAAUCCUGCCGAUCGUAAUCUCCCAUUUAUGCCUUCCGACUCACAAAACUUGGCAAACGAGGAGCUUAGACUUCGAUAUCGCCAUCUGGACCUCCGAAGAACAGCCUUAACAGAAAACCUCCGGAAGCGUAGCGAGGUGGCUCGAUUAAUGAGAACCGUCUUUGAAGAGGAAGGUUUCACUGAAGUUGAAACCCCUAUGCUGCUGAAAUCUACACCAGAAGGAGCACGGGAAUUCGUUGUCCCGACCCGCGUCGUGUCUGCCUCUGGUGCAGCGUUGAUGUCUCCCGAUUCUGAGCCGACAGUCGGGUUACCUCAGCCUCUCUUCUAUACUCUUCCACAGUCACCGCAGCAGCCCAAGCAACUGCUUGUAGCGUCUGGUGCAGUAGAUCGCUACUACCAGCUGGCGCGUUGUUUCCGUGACGAAGACGGACGCAAGGACAGGCAGCCAGAGUUCACCCAGGUCGAUCUAGAGAUGGCAUGGGUAAGCUGGGGCGAAAGUCAGGAACACAGCCAAGACAGCAACACGGGUACUGGGAGCUGGAAUAUUGGUGGAUCUGAGGUUCGCGAUGUCGUCGAGAAGCUCAUUCGCCGUGUCUGGUCCACAGUCGAAGGGAUUGACUUACCGCACUUCCAAGUCAUGCCUUACGAAGAGGCGAUGAGCAGAUUUGGGAGCGACAAACCAGACUUGCGAUUCGGCUUGGAGAUCCAAGACAUCACGCCUCACUUACCCCCUUCAACCCGCGCUGCGUUGUCUGAACGGCAAGAAAUCAUUGAAGCGUUGGUGGUCAGCAAAUCCGAUGCUGAUGACCUCGGGGUCGCUGCAAAGCAACUGAAGAGGCAAGAACGGGAAUACAUCGAACGUAUCGAGGUCACCGAAGAAUCUGAUGCGACAUGGCACGAAAGGAGUAAAUUGAUAUCCGAACUGACACAGCGGGGGGAGUCGGCAAGCAAGAACAUUAAUAAUGAGCUAGGAAUAAGUGAGGGAGGAACGGUGUGGCUAAUGAAACGACACCGCAAACCAGAGGGAGGUUCCACUGCAUUAGGUCGUCUUCGCCUUCUUGUUGCAACUGCGGCUGAAAAGCUGGGCUACAAGAUCAGUACUGAUCCGAAGUUCCUCUGGGUAACUGAAUUCCCUUUGUUCAUGCGCGGGGAUGCGGAUAAAGAAUUCCUUACCCAUGGCCGGAGAAGCAGUACGCACCACCCGUUCACUGCACCAAUGUGGCAAGACAUCGAAAAAAUGUAUGCAGGGCGGUUUGAUGAGGUACGGGGACAACACUAUGACCUCGUCCUGAACGGCGUGGAAGUUGGCGGAGGUUCCGUCAGAAUCCACGAUGCCGGCAUGCAGGAGUUUAUCUUCACCAAAAUACUUCAGCUCGAUGAGAGAGAGAAGUCAUCCUUCCACCACUUACUCCACGCUCUUCGUUGUGGAGCCCCCCCACAUGGAGGAUUCGCGUUCGGAUUUGACCGCCUGAUGGCCAUCCUCUGCAAAGCAGAGUCCAUUCGAGAUGUUAUCGCCUUCCCUAAAACAGGAGCAGGCACGGACCUACUUUUCAGAAGCCCCGCCCCUGUCGGUCGAGACGUGCUUGAUCAAUAUGGUAUUCAACCUACUCAUAGUGCGCUACAGUUGAAAGAGGAUGAAAGGAGCUUAGAGGAGAUAUAG